AUGCUGGAUGGCCCGCUAUUCUCCGAGGGGCCCGACAGCCCCCGGGAGCUCCAGGAUGAGGAGUCAGGCAGCUGCCUCUGGGUGCAGAAGUCCAAGCUGUUGGUGAUCGAAGUGAAGACUAUUUCCUGUCAUUAUAGUCGCCGCGCCCCUUCUCGACAGCCCAUGGACUUUCAGGCCAGCCACUGGGCUCGCGGGCCCCAGAAUCGCACGUGUAGGCCAAGCCCGGGAUCCCCCGAGCCGCCGCCCCGCCGUCCCUGGGCCUCCAGGGUGCUGCAGGAGGCAACCAACUGGCGGGCGGGGCCUCCGGCCGAGGCCCGAGCCCGGGAGCAAGAGAAAAGGAAAGCGGCGUCGCAGGAGCGGGAGGCGAAGGAGACCGAGCGAAAAAGGCGCAAAGCUGGUGGGGUCCGACGAAGCCCCGUGGGUCAGCCGCGCCCGGAUCCCCGAAACGUCCCUCGGGUGGCCCAACCUGCAGGGCUCCCAGUUCCCUCUCGACCCGGGCGCCUGGGGCAGGUGGGGAGAGCUCGUCCAUCCGCGCAACCGCAGAGCGACUCGGGGGCGGCGUGGGCGGGGCCCUGGGGAGGUCGUAGGCCAGGGCCCCCCAGCUACGAGACUCACCUGCUGCUGAGAGGCGCCGCAGGUACUGCCCCACGACGCCGCUGGGACCGGCCGCCACCCUACGUGGCUCCACCUUGUUACGAAGGCCCCCACAGGACCUUGGGAACCAAGCGAGGUCCCGAGUUCUCCCAGGCGCCCGUCUCAUCAGCCCCAACUCUAACCCCGGCCAGGACAGAGGGAGGGCGCACAAAGAAGAGGCUAGAUCCUCGAAUCUACCGGGACGUCCUAGGGGCUUGGGGUCUCCGACAGGGGCGGGGUCUCUUAGGGGGAUCUCCAGGCUGUGGAGCGGCCAGAGCGAGGCCGGAGUCCGGCAAGGGAGCUACGGAGAAAAGCCUGGACCUAGCUGCUGCUGGCCUGAUCAGUGGUAGUGACCACCACUCCCAAGCCAAAGCUGCUGGUAGCCCAGGCACGGAGAUAGCUCCUGCGAGGUCUGCAACUGCGUCUCCCAGCCCCCCACGUCCAGCUCCCAGGUCCAAGUACCACCACAAGGGCUCGAGGGAAGGGAAAGAGGGACGAGAACAUAUCUGGCUGCCCAAAUGCUGGAUUCCUUCCCCUAAAAAGCAGCCACCCCGGCAUAGCCAGACCCUCCCCAGACCCUGGGCUCCAGGAGGCACCGGAUGGAGAGAGUGUCUGGGUUAUAGAGAUGGAACAGGAUCCACCUUGGAGGGUUGGAAGGCGACCCGCCGCGCCCACACCCUGCCCCGCAGUUCUCGGGGCCCCGCUAGAAGAGAAGGUGUCUUUGUCAUUGACGCCACGUGUGUGGUGAUACGGUCCCAGUAUGUUCCGACCCCUCGAGCCCAAAAGGUGCAGCUUUUGCCCUCUGGGGAGUCACGCGUUGAGGGAGAUGCUCCCAGGCAACCCAAGCCAUGCAAGGAGGAGAGCAAGGGGUCCGCGGUCUUUCUCUCCAGCGACCAGAAACCGCUAUUGAGCAGUCUCCUUUUACACCAACUGGGCGUGGGGCGCGGGUGCGAAACUGAGGACGGGAAGACUGGGGAAUCUUCCCUGGAGGAGCGCGCCUCGCGCAUCCUGGGGCUCCCGGUCGGCGAAGUAAACCUGCAGGACGCCCCCACGCAGCCAGGUAGCUCAGAGCACCAAACCUUAGGCCCAGCCGCUCCGGGAGGCGGGAGCGCAAAGGGCUCGGAAGUGGCGGUGGUCCCGCGGCGCGCGGGAGGGGGCUGGGCGCGGAACCCUGGGCCCUAUGCCGGGGCCCUGCGGGAAGCCGUGUCCCGCAUCCGCCGCCAUACCGCCCCAGACUCGGACUCGGACGAAGCUGAAGAGCUCAGCGUCCAUAGCGGUUCCUCUGAUGGAAGCGACACAGAAGUCCCGGGCGCCUCCUGGCGGAAUGAGAGGACCCUGCCGGUGGUUGGGAACGACGGGCCACGGGAAGGCGGGAAGACAGCAGAGCUGAGCGAUAGUAUCCGGGAGAUUCUAGAUGUCAUCAACCAAACUGGGCAGGCCCUCUUUGGAGCGAGGGAUGCCAAGGGGACCCCACAGGGAAAUAGGGAGAGGCACUGAGAGACUCCUUCGUGUAUUUGUAUCCUCUGACCCAUCCAUCUUUGGACCCACUGGUCCCCCUUCUUCCCCACAGACUUCCUCUGCUUUUCUUUUCCUUGUUUCCCUACCCAGGUCAGUUCCCAUACUUGAAAUAGAAAUGACAGGAAAGGGAGCAUGUGGCCUUUUAUGAUUGUUUCAGAAGAGGUGAGGGUGAGCAGUAGAUUUAAUGCGUAUUGUAUGCAGGGCACACCUUUAGAUCUUCAGCAGGGGCUGAUGCACAAGGUGUGGAGCUGAACAGAGAGGCCUAGCCAGGCAGGCAAGAGGGCAGGAAUGAUGGCAAUCAUAGGGAGGCAAUGUCAGGGCAGGACCUCUGGGCAGGAAGAAUCUAGGGACAAAGUGGCCAGGUGAUAGAGGGGUCCUUGGCAGACGAGGAAUGAGUCCAGAAGCAACCAGCAAAGCUGGAAAAGGACUCAUAUUGGUGUCACAGGUCUUGACUUAUAGCCCCAACUCUGCCAUUGAUUUGCCAGUUGACUUAGAUCUGUCACUUCCCCUCCCCAGAGCUCCUAGUAUUUAAAAUGAGGGAGUUCUAUGGUUCAUCUUUCCAUCUCUGGAAUUUGGGGAUCUUUGAGGAGGCCUCUAUCUUAUCAUCUCAACAAGCCAGGAAAGAGCAUUGGGAAUAGGUUAACAGAAUCCAAGUGUCACCUUCACUCAUCCUCAAUUCAGGAAACUGUCUAGAAUUUGCAGAACUGAGUGAGCAAGGGGCUCCUAUCCUGGUCUCCCUGGUUUAGAUGAGGGCUCCCCAAAGCAAGGCAGGAUAGUGACCCUGUUACUGUCCCUGGCCUGUGAUGGUCCAAGCUGGGGAGGGAAGGUAGCCAAUGAAUCAGCUUGGGACCUCUCUAGGCCUUCCCCUUUUCCUCUACCCCCAUGUCCCUUAGUGAUGCACUGAAGCAUUACUACGAUUUCCCAUCCAGGUGGUAUAGUCCACCUGACAGAACCCUGAGAAUUUCUGCAUCUUUGCCUCUUCAAGAAAUCCUCCAGGCAAGGAAAAAGGAAGCUGUUCUCACUAAGACUGUAGGGUGAGGCGUGAUACUCAUUGUAGCCACUAUGGGGCGCGCGCAGGCCGCGGAUUUCCCCGGUUGCUACUUCCUGAGGCCCCCCUAUCCGGGCAUUGCAGGUUUAUCUGAUCCCUAGUUACCGCGCGCCUGUCCCCCGCCUUGCCACCUCCAGCUGUGCGGGGCCGGGAGCAGGCCUCCGGCUUCCCAGACCACUGGAGCACGCCGAGCCCCUCUUUGUAUUCACCCACGCCAAGUGGCUUGGAACUCAGACACUGAAACCUUUAUUUUCUCUCCGAUCCUGGACACGUCCUCUGUCUUUGCCAUUUACUAGCCAUGUGAGCUUGGCCAAAUCACUUCACCUCCCUGAGCCUCAGUUUCCUCAUCUGUCAAAUGGGGGUUUAUAAACACCUACCUCGCAGGGUUGUUGUGAGGAUUUAAUGCGGUAAUGUAUGUAAAGCGCCUUGCACAGUG
Messenger RNA from Sciurus carolinensis (gray squirrel), 3635 nucleotides. RefSeq names its product dendrin (gene Ddn). The transcript has 2 exons. The coding region runs from base 1 to 2130 and encodes 709 amino acids. NCBI's taxonomy places the organism in Eukaryota, Metazoa, Chordata, Mammalia, Rodentia, Sciuridae. The record is from RefSeq and is a predicted model, not a curated record.